Messenger RNA from Spodoptera exigua (beet armyworm), 1599 nucleotides. Lineage: Eukaryota; Metazoa; Arthropoda; Insecta; Lepidoptera; Noctuidae. The record is from the annotation of a GenBank genome assembly.
AUUUACACGCUUUUAUCAAACUCUCAACUGCUGACAUAACCUAAAAAUCAUCAUCCUUUCAUUUUCAUUUUAAAUGCGAUACAAAGGUUUAAAAACUUUCUCUAUUCUAUGAGAUAAACGUUCCUUGACCUUGGGGACGACUAGUCCGGUCGACUGUCCCGCCGGCCGGCAAGCAAACCGGCUACUAAACUUGAUACAUUAACAUAAACAACAUAAUAAAGAGUAGUUCUACUGUAGCAACUAGCAAACACAUUCCGAUUGCCACCCGACCGAGAAGCACGCAUAAUGAAAUCGUUCAUAGAAUAUUCGUCAAACACCGAUUUUCCUAUUGAAAAUCUACCCUAUGGCGUCUUUACAUCACCCAACAAUGUCGACAAACACAUUGGAGUGGCGAUCGGAGAGUUGAUUCUUGAUUUGAACGUUAUUUCACAUCUAUUCGAUGGACCUCUGUUGAAGUCUAAGCAGAAUGUUUUUAAGGAAGAGAAACUCAAUGCCUUCAUGGCUCUCACACGGCCACACUGGCAGGAAGCAAGGGCCACCUUACAGAAACUGCUGGAUGCUUCCAACCCAACACUGCAGAAUGAUAGUGAUCUGAGACAAAGAGCGUUCGUGAAGCAGAGCGAUGCACAGAUGCACGUGCCAGCUGAGAUCGGAGACUACACAGACUUCUACUCGUCACUGCACCACGCCACCAACGUCGGCAUCAUGUUCCGCGGAAAGGACAAUGCCUUAUUCCCUAAUUGGAAGCAGCUUCCAGUCGGCUACCACGGUCGCAGCAGUUCCAUCGUCAUUUCUGGGACUCCCAUCGCGAGGCCGUACGGACAAACUUUGCCUGUUGAAGGUGCCGCCCCCCACUUCGGUCCCUCUCGUCUCAUGGACUUCGAGUUAGAAAUGGCGGCUUUCGUUGGAGGACCUCCCACGGCCCUCGGACAGAGGGUCACAGCUAAGGAGGCUGAGGACCGCAUCUUCGGACUUGUACUCAUGAAUGAUUGGAGCGCUCGCGACAUCCAGAAAUGGGAGUACAUUCCCCUGGGUCCCUUCACCGCCAAGAACCUGGGCACAACCAUAUCGCCCUGGGUCGUCACCAUCGAAGCCCUACGGCCGUACUUAGUGGACAACUUCCCCCAGGACCCAACACCCUUCGCAUACUUAAGACAUGAUGAUAAAUUCAACUUCGAUAUCAAGUUGGAGGUCGAUUUGCAGCCGGAGAACUAUCCAGUGGCUACAACAAUCUGCAGGUCCAACUAUCGGUUCAUGUACUGGACUGUGAAGCAACAACUGGCUCAACAGACUGUUACUGGAUGUAACUUAAGGCCUGGAGACCUGCUGGGUUCCGGGACUAUUAGUGGAGAGGCUUCAGACUCCUUCGGCAGCAUGUUAGAACUAUCCUGGAAGGGUACAAAGCCCCUCAGACUUCUAUCAGGCGAAGAAAGGAAGUUCAUCCAAGAUGGAGACACGGUCACGCUCCGUGGAUACUGCGUCGAUGAAAACGGACUCCGAAUUGGUUUCGGAAAAUGCGAAGGAAAACUUCUACCUGCCAUUCCUUUUGAUGAUUGAUUCUCAACCUUAUGAAUUUUAAUUUGUAUUACAUGUUUUCGA